AGGAAGUAGCACAGAAUGGCAACAUUAGACGACAUAGAUUUGUACGGAGAUGGCCUAGCUACUGAGCUUAAUGUGUCACAGUCUGUCAGUACACCCGUGGUGUCAUCUCCGUAUAUCAAGCCAGAACCAACACCCCAGAUAAAGCUAGAACCAACCACAAUGGUCACCCCAGCUCCUCUCCCUUUUCCUCCUCCAACCGCCAUUACAGUCAAGUCUCUCGCUCCGCCAGUUUCUCUAGUUUCGUUAAUACAAGAAAGUUAUGCCUGCCAUGAAGCAACCGGCGAUUCUAAUGAUCAAUUUUUAUUGUAUUAUAAUUUAUUUGAACUGUAUAAUUAUUGUAUAUUAUGUACGUUUUCCGUUCUCACUUCUUGAUGUUUUAUAUUAUAAUUGAUUAAUAUUGUAAUCCAUUUUUAUGGAGAUUGUACUAUUGUUGAAUGCAUUUUUUUAGUUACUUUCUUGGUGGUUUCCCACGAGCAAAUUUGUUUGAUAAUUGAUUGUGUAAUUUGAAUGAAUAUUUUUAUUCAAGUCUCCUUUUACCUGGAAAAUUUAGAACGGAUAUAAAUUACCCUAAAUUAUCAUUCAUCAUAAUUUAAAACAGUCUUUCCUGCUUCAGUCAUUUUCACUCAUUUAGGAUUUUCCGAUAAAUUCGCAUUAUGAUUUGAGCGUUAGAGAUAACAUACUAGCAUUUUAAAGCUUUUUGAAAGACAACCCAACAUAUUAUAAUACAACUUUUAUGGUUUUACUUCAUUGUUUACAAUUACAAGCUUGGAAUAAGCAAGCUUUUUUUUUGUUGAUCAACUAAAAUUUGAAUUUAAAACUCAAAUAAUUGUUCAGUCCAAUGUUUGAGUAGAGUUGUUGUAAACAGCAUUUAAACGAAAAUAUUUGACAAAUUUCUUUCUUAAGUAUAUGCCAUAAGCAUCGUUUAAUCGCAUGAUCUUUAAUUCAUUUACGUGAUUUAACUAUUUUACGAUUUAAGAUUGACAUUGUGAUUGUUUUAAGAAAUAUAAUGUAUUUAAUAUCAUGUGUAAAUUGGCAUUGUUUUAAUCAUUGAAAUUGAAUACAAGUUCUGGAUUUUUAAAUUUGAGUUUAAGGUAUGGCGAAAGUAUCAUAUUAUAAUUGUUUUCAGCAAAUUUGUGUACUCUCGAGCAUUGAGUUUUGUAAACUGUAAUAAAAUGAAUUGGUUGGUAGCUAAUAAAUAGUAGGUUUCUAUCUUGAUUUUUCAAAUGAAAAUUAUUGAAAUAUCGUUUCGGCAAAUCUAGCCUAAUGUGUUAUAUUUUACUUUCUGGAAAUCUCAAAAUGAGUAAAGUCUGUUAAUGUGUAACGGGUGUAUUAUUUUCCACUUGAAAUGAUUAUUUUUGUCGAUUUCUUUCCUGUUGCUCUUUAAGAGAAUUUCAAAUAAUUUAUAGAAUUUUUGCUUUCUUUUGGAAUGUAAUAUUUAAUGUUAUGAUAGUUGCAAUUUAAGUUGUUUUCAAUACUUUAUUUUUCUAGAUACUCAUAUAAUUUACUCAGUUAUUUUUUAAAUUUAAUGUUGUCACAAUUUUCUUAGUUCAUUUUUCACGAUAUAACGUUGGUAACGUUUUAAAAAUUAAGUUUAACAAGAAAAUAGAUAAUUCACGUAUAUGUACAAUUUUAUCGUCAAGGGUUUUCAAAAAGUUUCGCUUUUGUUUCCGUGAGAGAUUUUUUAAUGUGAGAUAAAUGUAUGGAAUGUACUGUGAUAUUGUGAGAAUUUUAAGAACGAAACACUGGCGAAACACGCUGUGAAUGCAAGAACCCGUUCCGAUGCCAUCUACUCCUGCUAUCCCUAUUGCUGGGAUGCCUGGAGUGACUUACGUUACUCAAGACACGUUCGCUCAGCAGAACAGACAUCAGUACAUUGACCCAAAUGACCCUAAAUCGAGGACUGUGUACGUUGGAAAUUUGACCUGGUGGACUACCGACCAGGAUCUGAUCCACGCAUGUGCUAGUCUGAACGUACGUGACGUUUCUAACAUCAAGUUUUACGAGAAUCGGACCAACGGCCAGAGCAAGGGUUAUUGCGCUAUUGAUGUAGGAAGUUUGAACAGUGCUAAAACUCUCAUGCAUGAACUCAGGAACGUGACGAUUCACAAUGAACAUCCAUACGUGGCAAUAGCUUCAAAAACUCCUCUCUAUUACUUUGAAACUGCAUUAGGAAUUAAGAACGACGACAAGAACAAAAAAGUUGGUUUCGAUCCAGCAGUACCGCCAUCAAUGCCCGCGAUGCCACCCAGAAUGCCACCACUACCGCUUCCUGGAAUGCCAGGUCUACCUCCCCCUGGAAUGCCACCUCCGGGAAUGCCUCGUAUGCCACCACCAGGAUGCCCUCUUCCUCCUCCCAUGCCUCUCCCCAACCCCCACAUGGGUAUUACUCCCAUGUUACCUCCUCCUCCUAAUCUAGCCAGACCUCCACCCAUGGCUCUACCUCGACCGAUGAUGCCAACGAUGCCCUUCGCACCCCUCUCGGUCCCCGUGAGUCAGAUCGCCCCUCCACCCGUUAGUAUCAGCGCUGCUCACGUUAACCCUGCGUUCCUGCCUGCUGUUGCCAAGCCAGAGGACUUGAUGAGUGAGCAAGAGAAAGAAGACAUGAUUGACAAGAACCACCAAGUGUGCAAGACAGCAAUCCUCCGUGCAUACGAAAGCUGCGACGCCAGGGACUACGACCAAGCGGAGGGUACUGUGGCGGCAGCACUAAAGAUCAUCAAGAUGAGUGCUGUGUCAGACGAUUCCAAGAGCAAAGCAUUCAUUUCAGAUCUUGAAGAAUGUUUGGCGUACGUUCAGAAAAGACAGAAGAAAUCUAAGCAAUCAGGGAGGUCUGGUUCGCAUCGGAGGACCGAGCGGACAUCGGAGAAGAAAGCGGAGAGAUCCUCAGAUCGGCGUAGAACUAGAUCACGAUCCCAGGAAGAAAAUAGAGACCGGAAAAGAGACAAACGUUCAGAUAGAUCAGACAACACCAGAUCUGAAAAUUCCAGAUCCGACAACACCAGAUCUGAAAAUUCCAGAUCUGACAACACCAGAUCUGAAAAUUCCAGAUCUGACAACACCAGAUCUGAAAAUUCCAGAUCUGACAACUCCAGGUCUUACAACGACCGUUCUAAAGACUACGAAGACUACAAAGAACUGAGAAGGCGCGAACUGAUCUGACACUCCCCAACUUGAAUUCCUCAUACUCCGUUCCUCCUGAAUAAAACUCGGCAAUUUUCUCCAGUUUAUUGUGUUAUUUAUCCGUGUUUUAAGGGUGGUAGCUUGGACAUGGUUCAUUUGUUCUACAGUUUCAGUCACUUUUUCGGAGACCGAAUUAUGUCUAAAUAUUGUUGGUAUAUGUUUUAAAAGGGCAAACAAUGCUUAAACAAUGUGUUUCUAUUAUUAUAAUCAUUUGCUUUUAAGGCAUUGGACCGUUUUAUUCUUUUAUUGGUAGCAUUGCAUGCGAGUUGCAUUAAUCGCAUUGUUAAUGAAUCGGGACGAUUUGAUAUUGUAGUGGUUGUUAAUCUUUGGUACGCGGUCUUACAGAUAAGCUAUAAAUUAUUUUUUUUCGAUUUUCUGCUUAAAA
Molecule: messenger RNA, 3565 nt
Organism: Bolinopsis microptera
Lineage: Eukaryota; Metazoa; Ctenophora; Tentaculata; Lobata; Bolinopsidae
Product: cleavage and polyadenylation specificity factor subunit 6-like
Exons: 12
Coding region: 1762-3159 (465 amino acids)
Biological process (GO): mRNA alternative polyadenylation
Cellular component (GO): mRNA cleavage and polyadenylation specificity factor complex
Molecular function (GO): mRNA binding
Source: RefSeq, a predicted model, not a curated record